CAGGAGAGCCUCAGCUGCGCAGAAGAUGCAAGGGACCAUGCGGUUGUGGCUGUCAGUGAUGACGCUUGCCCUGUGCCUGCUGAUCUGCCUGGGGACGCUGGCAGAAGCAUAUCCAUCCAAACCGGACAGUCCUGGUGAGGAUGCACCUGCAGAAGACAUGGCUAGAUACUACUCGGCACUGAGGCAUUACAUCAAUCUCAUCACACGACAGAGGUAUGGAAAGCGAUCCAGCCCAGAGACACUGAUCUCCGAUCUUUUGUUGCAAGAAAGCACAGAAAAUAUUCCUAGAUCUAGGUAUGAAGAUCCUGCAAUGUGGUGAUGGAAAAAACCAGUCUGUCUUCAAUAUUUUUCCUAGUUUUCAAUUCAUGUCCCAUUGCAAGAAGACCACUUGGGAGUUUCACCCCCCGCCCCCAGUGCAUGCAGCCAUCGUACUGAAUU
Messenger RNA from Rhineura floridana, 438 nucleotides. It is a transcript of the gene NPY, whose product is annotated as neuropeptide Y. Gene Ontology annotation, cellular component: extracellular region. The transcript is spliced from 4 exons. Gene Ontology annotation, molecular function: neuropeptide Y receptor binding; neuropeptide hormone activity. NCBI's taxonomy places the organism in Eukaryota, Metazoa, Chordata, Lepidosauria, Squamata, Rhineuridae. The record is from RefSeq and is a predicted model, not a curated record. Bases 26 to 319 code for a protein of 97 amino acids. Gene Ontology annotation, biological process: feeding behavior; neuropeptide signaling pathway.